Molecule: messenger RNA, 1005 nt
Organism: Clonostachys byssicola
Lineage: Eukaryota; Fungi; Ascomycota; Sordariomycetes; Hypocreales; Bionectriaceae
Source: the annotation of a GenBank genome assembly
AUGUCUAGCUCCAAGACCAAUCCUCCUGCUGAAGUUGUGGUUCCUGAUGAAACGAACGAGAUUAUUCUUGCAGAAGCCCAGAGGGCUAAUGAAGAUGGCGGUGAUAGCAAAAUCGACCUCCUUGCAUCGAAUCUCACUGGGCAUCUUCUCACUAGGUACACUACCCACGGGCUGACUCUGAGUGAACUUGAGCGCUCCCUUAGAGAUUUGUGGUAUGCAUGCAUCCAGGGAGCUACGUAUGUACCAUCUGCCGGCCACCAGCAGAGCUCAAUCGUAUGCUGCAUCUUAGCUGCAAGAGCAUCCGGGCCCUUACAGUAUAAGCCACCAGCUCUUGAAGAGUCGAGCGACAAGCCGGCAAAGGAGGGAGAUAUUGUUACCUUCUCUGAUGGGCGAACCUUCUUCCCCGAUUUACCACUGUUUUCGGCAUCCCUUGUCAAAGAGUUCACAGGGAACUUUUAUCAGCUGAGCAUGAUCCAACAGAUCAACCUGGCGACUUUCGUUGGGCGCCUUAUCUCGGUGGGGGUUUAUGAUGGGCCUGCUCUCUGUGCACUUUCGCUCUUUAGAGCCGUUCUGGAGGAACCGAGGCCACUCCAGACGACCUCUUCUGAUGAAGAGAGAGGGGAUCUGGCACCAGUCCAGGAUCUCAUUGUUUCUUUGUAUGAGCUCAUUGAAUCUUCAGGCGUGAGCUUUGCCGUGCUAUCCAGCAGGAAUCUGCAAGCAACGCACGCCGCUGAGAGCUUUUCCGAUUUCCCGCAUCUCGCCGGCCCAGGCGAGCUGGCCAUGAAGGCUGGCAGCACGCCUCCUUUCCCAUCCGGAUACAGCUCUGAGCGUUGGGCCUUCUGGGUCCAGCGGCUCAGGGAACUAGAAAAGUGUGGGUUUGAGGAUGUCGAGGGGAUGGCUCGCGGGUGUCUGGACGUGAUGUAUCAGGCUGAAAGCAGGACUAAUCUGCUUGGGCUGCUGGCUGAUAGAGCUCCAGCACUUCCUGAGAUGGACACUGCUAUAUGA